Molecule: messenger RNA, 3108 nt
Organism: Lodderomyces beijingensis
Lineage: Eukaryota; Fungi; Ascomycota; Pichiomycetes; Serinales; Debaryomycetaceae
Source: the annotation of a GenBank genome assembly
AUGGGUAACAUCGGAUUACACACUAGAAACGUCAUCCAGAAAGUAAUAUCUGCAAUCUAUCCAUAUGCCAAAGUUGUGCUUCCGAAUUUCAGAGCCGUCCACUACUUCUAUAUCAUCACCUGUGCCAUUGUGGGGUCUAUCUUGGUGUACCCGGUCAAGACCGCGCGUUAUAUCGAUGUGCUAUUCUUCACCAGCGGCGCCUCGACUCAGGCAGGCCUAAACACGGUUGAUCUCGUGGACCUUUCCCUAUACCAGCAGAUCACCUUAUAUUUAUUAGCGUGGUUAACCACCCCGAUCUUCAUCCACGGGUCCUUACUUUUCGUGCGACUAUACUACUUUGAGCGGCAUUUUGACAAUAUAAAGGAAAGAUCCAAGUUGGAUUUCAAGAUGAGGCGAACCGCCACUUUGGCGAGACAGAGAACUGGGGCCUCGAUGAAUUCGACAGAAAUGAACACCGCCAAUAACGAAGCCUUGGGCAUUUACCACAAGGAAAAGGGCUCGGAAACUCCCCAGUCGUCGACACUGACGGGUAGGCACGCUGGCAGUGUCAACAACAACAUCAACAAUAAUGUAGAGCAUUAUUCGGAGCCGUCGGACGAUGAAAAGAUGUAUCUUGAACCAGAGCAUCCGGAGGAAAACAAGUCGCACGGAAUCCAGUUUGCAGCUUUGCCGCACCCGCGAAGACGGAAAUCUGUCGAUCCAGAAGAUAUGAUGCGGUCCAUCAAUAUGUUGCAGGAGGAGCAAAAGACAAAGAACAACAAGCGCAAUUCCAUCCUGUUUAUAAACGUGAGCUCGCCGUCAAAGAGCAGGGCAAACUCCUCGCACAAGAGACAUCUAAGCGACGUUGGCACCAAUGCUAGUCCGCGAACAGGUGCUAACCAUGACGACGACGAUGACGAUGUGCUUGUUAUCAAGCCGCCAACUGAAAUUGAAAAUUCGGGAAGUCUAAAUCCUAUAUUCACAAAGAAGCACCCCGAGCAUUUAUUGCAGUUCAAGGAGCCUCUCAGGAAGAAAAAUUGGUUGCAAGGAGGGGGAGGUGGGAGAACAGGUGGAGUUCGUGCGAAAAGACAUUACCGUCCUUGGACUAGCAAAUUGAAAAAGUCCUUCUCCAAUCGAAAAUUCUCCUCUACCUCGACUGAAGCUGAAGACGAUGACGAGGACGAAAACGAUGAUGAUGAUGAAGAAGAAGAUGAUGAUGAUGAAUCGAUUGACUCGGAACACCUAAGUCAUAGGGAUGAUCUUCAUAGCACCCAUCACUCAGAAGGCGAUGACGACGGUGACGAUGAUGAUGACGAUGUUGAUGACGAUGAUGAUGAUGAUGAAGACGAUGAUGGAGAUGACGAAGACGAUGAUAACGAACAUGCAGUGGUUGAUAAUGAGGAAGACGCAAACGAUGAAGAGGGCGAGUCAAAGCUUCCACAUGUUACAAGUGCGCCAAAGAGCUCAAAUGACAUUCAUUUCGUCGAGCCUAGCCGAAACCGCGAGAAGCAGAAGCAGAAUGCAGCAAGAAAAAGGCAAAACAAAAAGAUCAAGAAAAAACCGUUUGACCUUCGAAGGAUAAAGACUCCUAGUUUGCACGCGUUCCAUUCGCACCAGGAAGGUUCGAUACGAAAUGCCCCCACCAACGAUUUGGAAACUACUUCGAGCAGUCUUUCUCGAACCAUGAGUGGAAACUACUUGUCAUGGACACCCACCGUGGGGAGAAACUCCACAUUCAUCAAGAUGACCGAGGAGCAAAAAGAAGAAUUGGGCGGUAUCGAGUACAGAGCAGUAAAAUUGCUCAUCAAGAUUAUCCUCAUCUACUAUUUUGGCUUCCACAUAUUGCCAGCGUUUAUGUUUUUGAUCUGGGUUUAUUGUAUGCCCAACUACAAGAACAUGUUGAACGAAAUGGGGAUUGUGCCCGGUUGGUGGGCCUUUUUCACCAUAAGCUCCUCUUUUAACGAUUUGGGAUUCACGUUGACCCCAAACUCGAUGGUCUCGUUUAACCAAAACGCCUUUGUCCAGAUUGUGGGGUCCUUCUUGAUUGUGAUUGGCAACACGGGUUUCCCUGUUUUUCUCCGGUUCAUAAUAUGGAUCAUGUUUAUAACUGCCAAACCUUUGUCUUUGUAUAAAGAGUCAUUGGGGUUUUUAUUGGACCAUCCGCGUCGUUGCUUCACGUUGUUGUUCCCGCUGAUCCCCACGUGGUGGCUAUUUUUCAUCUUGAUUGUGUUGAACGGGUUUGAUUUGGUCAUCUUUUGCAUAUUGGAUUUGAACAGCUCCAUGUUUGACGGCAUCCCCAAAGGAUAUCGGGUCUUGAAUGGUCUUUUUCAAGCGUUCUGUACGCGUACAUCGGGGUUCGCCAUUAUGGAUUUGUCGCAGUUGCACGCAGCCACCUUGGUGAGCUAUUUGAUCAUGAUGUACAUCUCGGUUUUGCCGAUUGCCAUCUCGGUGAGAAGGACCAAUGUCUACGAGGAGCAGAGCUUGGGCGUUUACGCCCCCGAUGAGGGUAAAAAGGAAGCCGACGAGAAGGCGCCGUCUAAUUACGUUGGCGCCCACUUGCGGAACCAACUUUCUUACGACUUGUGGUAUAUUUUCUUGGGUUUAUUUGUCAUUUGCAUCGCCGAGGGGAAGAAAUUGCAACAGAGCGACGUCCGGUUCCUGAUCUUUGCCGUACUUUUUGAAAUUAUUAGUGCUUAUGGUACGGUUGGGUUGUCGCUUGGGUACCCCGACGUCAACACCUCCUUGAGUGGGAAAUUCAACGUCAUCUCAAAGCUUGUCAUCAUCGCCAUGAUGAUCAGAGGCCGCCAUAGAGGCUUACCGUAUGCCAUCGAUAGAGCCAUCAUGUUGCCUGAUGCAGACAUGAAGCGUCAUGACAGGUUACAAGAGAAUCACGCUAUUAACCGGCACAGGACAUUGGAAAGAGCCGGAACGUUGAGCCGAGUCGCUACAAUGACAGCAGGCCCACUCGACGGUGGGCACAAUUUAUUGAACCGUGUCUUGACCGACGUGAACAAUUUCAUUGAAAAGCGACGAGGCAGCAAAGCCAGCUUGAACGGAGAAGAGUCUGCUCAACAGUCUACGCAUUCAAGCAACACACGAUAUCACGUAACCUCAGUGGAUCAGGUCUAG